GCUAAGCCGGCUAGCGGCCACGCUGAUUGGCGACGGUCCAAGCCUGAGGUCCACCCACCUGAGGUCCAAGAGGGCAGCUCAUUCAGCAGUGUCAGCACGCCGCCAUCCCUUACCCACUCAGUCAGUGGAGCUCGUCCCUGCAGCCCCGCUGACUGCGCCUUCCACGGUCUGUCGUCGUUUUGUCGGCACCCAGCCACCGCAGCGGAGCCAACCUGAGCGCUCACCUGAAGCGAGUGCUGGGGUCGCUGCGCUCGCAUCCCUACGGCCGCCCGCCCCACAGCAGCCCCGCCCACCUCCCCGAGACGGGCAGUGAGCCCUCCAGCGGCCAGCCUGCCGGUGCCGGUGGCAACAUGGUCUCGGCAGGCGACUUCGUGCCCACGGCGUCGCGGGACAAGACGGCGGCUGCUGGGAGUAGUGGGUCUGACCGGCAGGGGAACACCCGUAAGGACACGGUGAGCAAGACGUUGGAGCUGUUGGAGUGUUCGGUGUGCUGCGAGUCGAUGAUCCCGCCCAUCUACCAGUGUAAGGAGGGCCACACCAUCUGCCAGGACUGCCGCCUUCGGGUCAAGCAGUGCCCGGUCUGCCGGAGCGAGACGCUAGACAUCCGCUGCAGGGCACUCGAGAGGCUCGCCGAAUCGCUAGAUGAGGUACGGCGGUACGGUGGUGCCGAGAACGGCACAGCACACACACACACACACACACAUGCAUUCCCUUCACGGCCGGUGUGUGUGUGUGAAUUGGUGUGUUGAUGUGUGUGUGUGUGUGUGUGUGUCAUCAGAUCAAUUGCAAGUACUCGUGUUACGGUUGCCGCGUGACGGUCAAGUAUGCGACGAAGAAGGACCACGAGCAGAAGUGCGCCUUCCGCCCCUUCCCCUGCCUGCACGUCUGCCAGGGCUGCUCCUUCGAGGGCAGCUCCAACGAGCUCGUGCGGCACCUGGUCGAGGAACACGGCUACACCCAGCACGAGACCCAUCGCAUCAGCUUCAUUUGCAGCAAAGCCAACGUCACCGUCCACCCGGGCAGCGCUGGUACAGUGAGUGGACACAAGUGGGGCGGAUACCAGGGCAGGGAUGGAUCAGAGUGUGUGUUGUGUUGUGUUGUGUAUUUGCGGUGUGUUUAGGUGAGGAGGCGGAGCACUACGUGUGGCAGAAGAGCAUCUACUCGUGCUACGACAAGCACUUCGUGCUGCGCAUCCACCGCAAGGUCGACGUCGACCCCCAAUUCUACAUCAGCGUCGCCGUACUCCACUCCAGACACCACUCCAACCGAUACUCCAUCGCCACCUCGGGCAACCACCGCAAAUACACAUUCGAAGGUCAGUCAGGUCGCUAGUGGUGGACCCACCCCCACACACACACACACGCGUGGAUUGUGUAAUGUGUGUGUGGUUGUGUUGUUUCUGUCUGUGUGUGUGUGUGUCAGGCCCGGUGUGGUCGAUUCGCAAGGGUUUCAAGGAGAUCGAGCGUGUGCGCGACUGCCUGAUCCUGCCUGAGAACAUCGCCCUGUUCCUGUCGGGCGGCAAGGGCUCCGAGAACGACCUCGGCAUCAUCAACCUCAACGUCACGGGAGAGAUACUCCCACAGUGACUGACACGCCGACAGACAGACCCACCGACAGACCCCCAC
Messenger RNA from Vitrella brassicaformis, 1625 nucleotides. The record is from the annotation of a GenBank genome assembly. NCBI's taxonomy places the organism in Eukaryota, Vitrellaceae.